CGCGUGCUGAUUGGCCGGGGCGAACACAUUUAUUCCCUGACAAGCCCCCAUCACAUGGAUGGUUGUCUAUUAACUUGUUCAAAAAAGUAUCAGGAGUUGUCAAGGCAGAGAGAGAGAGUGUGUGUGUUUGCAAAAGGGGGUAAAGUAGUUUGCUGGCUCUUUAAGACUGAGGUGGAGAGAGAGAGAGAGAUCGGCAGGCAGAGAAAAAGGAAAAAGGAGGAAGAAGAAGUUUUUUAAAAUCAAGGCUCCAGAGGUAAUAAUAGCAGUUAUUAACAUUAUUAAUCCAUCAGCGAAGAGGAAGAUCCUGAUCUUGAUCCAAGUGUGGUUUUGGGGAGUCCCCCUCCCCCCUUUCCUACCCCUCCCUAGGAAAAAAAAAAAAAAAAGUCCGGCUUGGGACUUCACCGCGACUACUCCUCGCUUCUCCGCUCAAGGCUGGUUCCAGGCAAAAGUAGUUUGAAUGUACAACAUGAUGGAAACCGAGCUGAAACCUCCCGCCCCCCAGCAAACUUCGGGGGGAGGCACAGGCAACUCCAACUCGGCCGCCAACAACCAGAAGAACAGCCCGGAUCGGGUCAAGCGCCCGAUGAACGCGUUCAUGGUGUGGUCCCGAGGGCAGCGGCGGAAAAUGGCCCAGGAGAACCCGAAGAUGCACAACUCCGAGAUCAGCAAACGGCUCGGGGCGGAGUGGAAACUUUUAUCCGAGGCGGAAAAGAGACCCUUCAUUGACGAAGCCAAGCGGCUCAGAGCUCUGCACAUGAAGGAGCACCCGGAUUAUAAAUACCGACCCCGGAGGAAAACCAAGACCCUCAUGAAGAAGGAUAAGUACACGUUGCCAGGGGGCUUACUGGCACCGGGCACAAAUACCAUGACGACUGGGGUAGGGGUUGGGGCCACCUUGGGAGCUGGGGUGAACCAGAGGAUGGACAGUUACGCGCACAUGAACGGCUGGACCAACGGAGGCUAUGGGAUGAUGCAAGAGCAGCUCGGCUACCCGCAGCACCCGGGCUUGAACGCGCAUAACGCGGCGCAGAUGCAGCCCAUGCACCGCUACGACGUGAGCGCCCUGCAGUACAACUCCAUGACCAGCUCGCAGACUUACAUGAACGGAUCGCCUACCUACAGCAUGUCUUAUUCCCAGCAAGGAACCCCGGGUAUGGCCCUGGGCUCCAUGGGCUCGGUGGUCAAGACGGAAUCCAGCUCCAGUCCCCCGGUAGUCACUUCCUCGUCUCAUUCAAGGGCUCCUUGCCAAGCUGGGGACCUUCGGGACAUGAUCAGCAUGUAUCUACCAGGUGCUGAAGUACCAGAACCAGCUGCCCCAAGCAGACUUCAUAUGUCCCAACACUACCAGAGUGCACCUGUUCCUGGCACAGCCAUUAAUGGCACACUCCCUCUAUCACAUAUGUAAGACAAAGGGGCCGGGGAGGGGGGGGGGCGGGGGGGGC
Dryobates pubescens (Downy woodpecker) is the source of this 1442-nucleotide messenger RNA. RefSeq names its product SRY-box transcription factor 2 (gene SOX2). The record is from RefSeq and is a predicted model, not a curated record. Gene Ontology annotation, biological process: cell differentiation; regulation of DNA-templated transcription; anatomical structure morphogenesis. The transcript has a single exon. Lineage: Eukaryota; Metazoa; Chordata; Aves; Piciformes; Picidae. The coding region runs from base 458 to 1405 and encodes 315 amino acids. Gene Ontology annotation, molecular function: DNA-binding transcription factor activity, RNA polymerase II-specific; RNA polymerase II cis-regulatory region sequence-specific DNA binding.